AUGAGUUCCGAUGGACGGUGGAGAUUCAAUCUCCGGGCAGCAUUCUCCAUCAUCUUCCUCAGCUUUCUUCCUCUGAACAUCAAAAGCCAAGAGAUCACAGAAGUCUUUGAUUCUUCCCAAGAUCACUUAUUGAUCCAUUCCGGAGCUUAUCUGAACCGUCGCAGCCUGGCUGAGACACCUCUUCCAGGCACAGGUCCUGCCGUGGGUGCCUCCCCGCCAUCUCCUGAUCAACCGUCUCAGCCACCAGAGGCUCAAACACCACCACGAGGAGACGAACGCCCGAGCCCUCCUUCUCAAGGCGAGCCAAUACAAACCCCGACCCCACCCCUUGUCACUUCCCUUCCUCUGCCUCUGCCUCAGCCUCAGCCACAACCUCAGCCUCAGCCUCAGCCUCCGCCUCCGCCUCCGCCUCCGCCUCCUCCUCCUCCUUCAGGAACUAAAAAGAAAUCUCCCAAGGUUUACAUGAUCGUCGGCAUAGUUGUUGGCGUAUUCACAGUCUCGGUGGCAUUAAUCAUCUUCUUUCUUAUCCUCAGCCGAAAGAUUCCAAUCAAGCCUUGGACCAGCAGUGCAGGUGUUCGGAGGCUGCAGCUAUCAGAGCUACAAGCAGCCUGUGAAGAUUUCAGUAACAUCAUUGGCUCUUUCUCAGACGGCACUAUUUACAAAGGGACUUUGUCCACUGGUGCUGAAAUCGCCGUUGUGUCAGUCGCGACUGGUUCUCGUGCAGACUGGUCCACCGCUAUGGAAACACAGUUGCUACAAAAGGUUCGUAACUUGUCAAAAGUGGAUCACAAGAACUUUUUGAAUGUGAUUGGGUAUUGCCAUUCGGACGAGCCCUUUAACCGAAAGCUUGUUUUCGAAUACGCUCCCAAUGGAUCCCUCUUCGAGUAUCUGCACUCUCAACACGCGGAGCACUUGGACUGGCCUACCAGACUCAGAAUCGCCAUGGGAAUAGCUUACUGUAUAGAACACAUGCACAAUCUCAACCCACCCAUCUUGCACACCAAUUUGGACUCCUCUUCCGUCUACUUGGCCGAAGACUAUGCCGCCAAAGUCUCUGACUUUUCUGUCCUCAACUACAUCUCCCCCUCUAAGGAAUGCUCCUCGAGCAAGAACCUUUUAGAAAACUCACUGCUUGAUCCCCAGACCAACGUCUUAAACUUUGGCGCCCUUGUGUUCGAAAUCAUCAGUGGGAAGUUCCCUGACACGGAUUCUUUGUUUCUCGAACCCAAGCCCGCGAGAGAUCUUGUGGACCCAACCCUCAAAACGUUUCAGGAGGAUACUGUUGAGAGACUGUUAGAGGUGGUCAGGCAGUGUAUGAAUCCAUACACAGCUCAAAGGCCAACAAUGAGAGAGGUUGUUGUGAAGCUGAGAGAGAUCACCGGCAUAGCAGCCGACGCAGCAAUGCCGAGGCUAUCUCGACGGUGGUGGACGGAGCUGGAGAUCAUCACCACAGAAGGAAACUAA
Molecule: messenger RNA, 1464 nt
Organism: Thlaspi arvense
Lineage: Eukaryota; Viridiplantae; Streptophyta; Magnoliopsida; Brassicales; Brassicaceae
Source: the annotation of a GenBank genome assembly